Messenger RNA from Heterobasidion irregulare TC 32-1, 1392 nucleotides. RefSeq names its product major facilitator superfamily. Gene Ontology annotation, cellular component: brush border membrane. Bases 1 to 1392 code for a protein of 463 amino acids. NCBI's taxonomy places the organism in Eukaryota, Fungi, Basidiomycota, Agaricomycetes, Russulales, Bondarzewiaceae. The record is from RefSeq and is a predicted model, not a curated record. Gene Ontology annotation, biological process: transmembrane transport. The transcript has 10 exons. Gene Ontology annotation, molecular function: transmembrane transporter activity.
AUGGGCAAAAUCGAAACUGUCGUUUUUUUGUCGUUGGUGCUGGAUCUGUUCGCCUUCACCAUCCCCCUCCCGCUCUUUCCACGCAUCAUCGAAUGGUACACCAAGAGAGAGACGUCUGACCCGACAGGAUUCCUGUCGCGGACACUUGGGUUUGUCUCGACCCUACGAGGGCAGCUAUACAACGCGACCAACAACCCGCAGAGAUGGGACAUUGUGCUGCUCGGAGGUCUCAUGGGCUCCGUAUUCUCGGCGCUGCAAUUCAUCGUUUCUCCCUACAUCGGCUCUUUAUCAGAUAAAUAUGGCCGAAAACGUGUCCUCCUGAUCACUAUGAUCGGCAAUAUCUUAUCAGCGGUUGUGUGGAUCCAGAGCACAACGUUUGCCUCAUAUAUGCUCUCGCGCGUGAUAGGCGGCUUGAGCGAGGGAAACGUACAAUUAGCCAUCGCCAUCCUGUCUGAUGUGACAACGCCCGAAAACCGCGCCAAAGCCCUUGCACACGUCGGCAUCGCUUUCGCCAUCUGUUUCUGCAUCGGCCCGCCCAUCGGCGCGUACUUUGCCUCCCGCCCCGUCGCACUGGGCGCGUCUCUCGGCCUGGAGCUCAACGUCUACGCGGCACCCGCCAUCCUCACGCUUAUACUCCUCGUCGCGGAGACCGCGUUCCUCACCAUCGCGCUUCCAGAAACACGGGGCAAGGGGCCUACGUCGGUACCCUCCAAGAAGGUAAAGGAAGGCAAGGCUCCCGCGAACGGUGCGAAUGGCCACACCCCUUCUAGCUCGUCCCGCGGCGCUACGGUCCAGCAACGGCUCCAGCUCCUCAAGGCCCUCCGCAGGCUGCAUUUCCUCUUCCUUGGCCUCUUCUCCGGCGUCGAGUUCACACUCACCUUCCUCACGUUCGACCUGUUCGACUGGAACAACACACAGAACGGCAAGCUCAUCGGGUCAAUCGGCAUCAUCAGCGCCCUCCUGCAAGGCGGCUACGUCCGCCGUUCCCUCGCCAAGGUCGGCGAGGCCGCCAUGGCGCGGCGCGGCGUGUCGAGCUGCGCGCUUGGGCUCGUCCUCCUCGCGCUCCUCCCACACUUCACCGCAUCGCGCCCCACGUUCGCCUUCCGCCUGCUCCAGGGCGCGGCGGUCUGCAUGGCGGUCACCUCUGCAACAGUCGUGAACUCGCUCACCGCGCACGCGUCGCUGCAGUGCGACGACGGCCACCCCGAGCUCGCGAAGGGCAAGGCGCUGGGCCAGUUCCGGUCCGCGGGUCAGCUCGGGCGCGCGAUUGGGCCUCUCCUGGCCUGCGCGUCGUACUGGACGGUCGGGCCGUCGGCGACGUACGCCGUCAGUGCGGUGGCCAUGUUCGUAUUGUCUAGCAGCAUGCGGAAGCUCGCUGCGUCGAGGGCGUGA